Molecule: messenger RNA, 1942 nt
Organism: Castor canadensis (American beaver)
Lineage: Eukaryota; Metazoa; Chordata; Mammalia; Rodentia; Castoridae
Gene: Tfap2b
Product: transcription factor AP-2 beta
Biological process (GO): regulation of cell population proliferation; anatomical structure development; regulation of transcription by RNA polymerase II
Cellular component (GO): nucleus
Molecular function (GO): DNA-binding transcription factor activity, RNA polymerase II-specific; RNA polymerase II transcription regulatory region sequence-specific DNA binding
Source: RefSeq, a predicted model, not a curated record
UAUGCAUGUCUGUGGGUUGCAUUUAACUCCUGUGUGUGCAUUAAUGUUUUUCUCUCUGCUGAGGCUUACUUCUCCAGCCUAUUGUUUGAGACAACAGAUAUAAGUUGCGAUGGGAGAGGAGCGUCGGAUUUGGUGUGUAUCCCCCAUUUCCAAUUAUAGAUGGAUCAUUACAGACAGCGGAGUUCUGAGAAGCCAGACAUCUGCUCCUCACAUGAAUGCACUCAGCUCCUAGAGACCAGGCUGCCAUCAUGCUCUGGAAACUCGUGGAGAAUGUCAAGUACGAAGAUAUCUAUGAGGACCGUCACGAUGGCGUCCCGAGCCACAGCUCGAGGCUCUCUCAGCUGGGCUCGGUGUCCCAAGGACCCUACUCGAGCGCCCCGCCGCUGUCCCACACCCCGUCAUCGGACUUUCAGCCACCCUACUUCCCGCCCCCCUACCAGCCGCUCCCCUACCACCAGAGCCAAGACCCCUACUCCCACGUCAACGACCCCUAUUCCCUGAACCCACUGCAUCAACCCCAGCAGCACCCCUGGGGGCAACGGCAGAGACAAGAAGUGGGUUCGGAAGCCGGCUCUCUCCUGCCCCAACCUCGGGCGGCCUUGCCCCAGCUCUCGGGCCUUGAUCCCCGGAGGGACUACCACUCCGUCCGCCGGCCGGACGUGCUGCUACACUCCGCGCACCACGGCUUGGACGCGGGCAUGGGUGACAGCCUCUCAUUGCACGGCCUUGGUCAUCCCGGCAUGGAAGACGUCCAGUCAGUUGAAGAUACCAAUAACAGCGGCAUGAAUCUAUUGGACCAGUCUGUCAUUAAAAAAGUUCCGGUUCCUCCCAAAUCUGUGACUUCUCUAAUGAUGAAUAAAGAUGGCUUCUUAGGAGGCAUGUCAGUCAACACCGGCGAGGUGUUUUGCUCAGUCCCAGGCCGUUUGUCUCUGCUCAGUUCAACUUCAAAGUACAAAGUAACUGUGGGAGAAGUUCAGAGACGGCUCUCGCCCCCUGAAUGCCUCAAUGCGUCUCUCCUGGGCGGCGUCCUCAGAAGAGCCAAAUCGAAAAAUGGGGGGAGAUCUUUGCGAGAAAGGCUAGAAAAAAUCGGUUUGAAUUUACCCGCGGGCAGGCGCAAAGCAGCAAAUGUCACGUUACUCACCUCCCUGGUGGAAGGUGAAGCUGUUCACUUAGCUCGGGAUUUUGGGUAUAUUUGCGAAACAGAGUUUCCCGCUAAAGCCGUCUCUGAGUAUUUGAACCGGCAGCACACGGACCCCAGUGACCUGCACUCCCGAAAGAAUAUGCUUAUGGCCACCAAGCAACUUUGUAAAGAAUUUACGGAUCUGCUGGCGCAGGACCGGACGCCGAUAGGGAACAGCCGCCCCAGUCCCAUCCUGGAGCCGGGAAUCCAGAGCUGCCUCACGCACUUCAGCCUCAUCACGCAUGGCUUCGGCGCCCCGGCCAUUUGCGCUGCGCUCACGGCCCUGCAGAACUAUCUCACCGAGGCGCUCAAAGGCAUGGACAAGAUGUUCUUGAACAACGCCUCCACUAACAGGCACACGUCUGGGGAAGGCCCAGGUAGUAAAACUGGCGACAAGGAGGAGAAACACAGGAAAUGAAAAAAAAAUUUUUUAAAAAGAAGGAAAAAUGUUUUAAAUACAAAAGGAAAACAAAAAAAAUAAUUUUAGCUUUAAAAUAUUGGAUUGGCUUUGGAAGAAUUAUAUUAGGUAGAGUACACAUACAAUCAAAAAUUUAAAAAAAGCUAAAUAACUUAAAAAAAAAACUGAGGCGUACAACGGAGCAACAAUAUCGGUUCUCGGUGUCUAUUUCAAGAUACACUUGGAGACAACCGUCCGGAUUUUCCACUUCGGUUCUUUCGAGCUUAGUAAUACUGAUAAUAAAAGAAAACUAUGAUUUCCCUCCCCCUCCCCCCUUUUGGAAAAUAAACAUAAGACUAAACAUG